This is a messenger RNA of Branchiostoma belcheri (Belcher's lancelet), 1554 nucleotides long. RefSeq names its product methionyl-tRNA formyltransferase, mitochondrial-like. Gene Ontology annotation, biological process: conversion of methionyl-tRNA to N-formyl-methionyl-tRNA; biosynthetic process. The transcript is spliced from 9 exons. Gene Ontology annotation, molecular function: methionyl-tRNA formyltransferase activity. Gene Ontology annotation, cellular component: mitochondrion. The coding region runs from base 95 to 1318 and encodes 407 amino acids. The record is from RefSeq and is a predicted model, not a curated record. Lineage: Eukaryota; Metazoa; Chordata; Leptocardii; Amphioxiformes; Branchiostomatidae.
GGCAUACAUGUAUGAAAUGUAUGAAACUUGCUGAUCCUGAGAGUGAGAAAUGCUGACCAAGGAAAACUUCAAGAACUUGUGAACUGCCUAUAGAAUGUAUUUUGCAUCCUGUAUAUCAAGACCAAAGUCUAUAGAUAGGUUAUCAUCCUACCUGUGGCAACUACAACUAAAACAGAACUUCUCAAAAACAUGUGCAAACAGCCAAUGGGAGUUCAGAACACAUUGGAGGCAUUGGAGGACAGAAUACAUUCCCCACAAGUCUCCCUAUUGGUCAGGCAGAUGCAUAUGUACAGGACUUUUGACCAAUCAGAGUGCAAGUUCUUCAGCCAAUCAGAGAUCAGGACCACCAUGGAGGAUUUUGUUCUUUGGAAGUGAUGAAUUUUCAGUGGAAGUUCUGAGGAAGCUAAAGGCCAACAAUACCAGGACCAAGUCAGCAGACAGAGUUGUGGAAGCAUUAGAAGUGGUGUGUUCACCAAAGAGGGUUCCAGUCAGGACAUAUGCAAAUGAGCACCACCUGCCUCUCCACGAUUGGCCCCUGCAAGGGUCAUGUGACCAGUUUGAUGUGGGGGUGGUGGCCUCAUUUGGGUUCCUCAUCCCGAAGAAGGUCAUCAGACUUUUUCCAUAUGGCAUCCUAAACAUCCAUCCCAGCUUGCUGCCUCGCUGGCGUGGGGCGUCGCCGGUGUUCCACACGAUUCUCCAUGGUGAUGAGGUCACAGGGGUCACGAUCAUCCACAUCACGCCACAGUUUGUUGUGUUCAGGUUUGAUGUAGGUCCAAUCCUACAGCAGGAGUCAGUGCCAGUACCAGACAGAUGUCAGGCUGUACAGCUGGGCAGUAUGCUGUUUGAUAGAGGGGCAGAUAUGCUGUUGCAGUGUCUUCGGGAUCUUCCAAGAAAAUUGGAAAAUGCUGUAAAGCAACCUUCUACUGGUGCUACAAAUGCACCAAAGUUGUCAGUGGACCAAUCCUGGGUGAGGUGGGCGGAGCAAAGCAGUCAGGAGAUUGACAGGCUCUACAGGAGUGUCGGUCAAAAGUUGCCUCUCAGGAGCAUCUGGAAUGGUAGAACAGUGAAACUCAUGGACAUUCUAGAUCCUGAUAUAACCAAAGGUCUGACCCUCCCAGUAACAGACCCCAAACCAGGCAGUGCCCACUACCACAAACCUACCAACUCAGUCUGUAUCAGAUGUCAGGAUGGCUGGGUUGGGUUCAGGAGCAUCCUUCUGAAGAAGAAACUGAAUGCUCAGGAGUUCUACAAUGGUUACCUGUCCAGGGAACAUCUCAAAGAGAAACUGUUUGAAACCAGCUCUUCAGAGACCAGCUGACAAUAAACAUUAAUACAACACAAAUGAAGACACUUAUUGACAUUCAAUCAGUCUAGUUAGAAUCAGUCUUAGAUAGUGCAAAAUGUUGUUAUGAAUAUAGAUCUUACAUUUUUGUAUUUUGACAAAAAAAUACACCUGUUGUUGUCACAUAAUGUGAAAGUCUUGUUGCCAAUGUCAAUGAGUUGCAAUGUAGAUGACAUGUUGACAGCAGAACAUUCUGCCCAAACAUGCAGUGA